AAGAAAUUUUAAAUUCAUCAUAUAAGAAUUGCCAACUUCGUUUCCAAAAAACAAAAGCAAAAGAAACAAGUUGCCAACUGUACAACUUGAAAGCUAAUAAGCCCGACACUUUGAUGUCUUGAAUUUACUAAAAUGAGAAGCACAUUUUGUGUGUGAAGGAACACAAGCGCACGAUUCCCCCCACCCUUUCCCCUCAGAAUGGCCGGCGGAGACACCUUGCCGGCGGAAGGCGGUGCCACCGCCGGGCCGCUACGCCUAGUCCGUGACCUUGCCCGGAUAUCUAGCGCCGGCUUCUCAGGUUUCUUCAAGAAAGACUGCUCGGACUUGGCCCGCAGAGUCUCACUCUUGGCUCAUUUGCUUGAGGAAAUUAGGGAUUCGAGCAAAAUCCCGGCAAUUGAGGAGAUGGGAUCUUCUUCCUGCUAUUCCUUCCUGACUGAUCUCACAAUGGCGCUUCAGGCUGCUAAGAGGCUCGUUUUUGCCGCUAACAACUUCGAAAAUUCGAAGGUUUCUUCUGAUGGGGCAACAAAGAAAAUUUACUUCCAAUUUCAAUGCGUGACAUGGAAAUUGGACAAAGCAUUGAUUGAUUUACCUUAUGAUGAUUUUGACAUAUCAGAAGAAGUUCAAGAACAGGUCGAAUUAGUUAGAUCACAGUUGAGACGAGCGAGUGAAAGAUACGGCGGGCCUCUCAAAUCAAGCAUACUGUAUAGGGCACUGUCUCAGCCACUGGAUAAAGAGAUCGAUCCAUUUCAAUCCGGCAGCAGGUCAAUUCGUAGUCUACAUGUGGACAAUACUGGGAUAAUUGAUCAUGAAGUAGGGCAGAAAGUGGAAGGCCUCUUGGAAGGAAAUGGUUUAGAAAACCAUGCUACAGAUAAUGAUAUCCCAAAUAUAGAAAGUUUAAUAGAUUCGUCCACAUCACAUGAGAUCAGUGCCCCUAAGGAUUCAGAUUCUGUGAGGAUAGAAAGCUCAACCUGCGGCAGAAGUGUCGAUGAGAACAAGAAGCUUGAUUCUCCUCUUAUUCCAGUCGAUUUUCUGUGUCCCAUAUCCCUUGAACUUAUGAAGGAUCCAGUGAUUGUGGCCACGGGGCAGACCUAUGAGAGAUCUUAUAUACAGAGGUGGAUAGACUGUGGCAACACAACAUGCCCAAAAACUCAGCAGAAGCUCCGGCAUCUCACUCUCACUCCAAAUUAUGUCUUGAGAAGUCUAAUAUCACAAUGGUGUAUGAAACAUGGUGUGGAGCAGACGACACCACUGAUGAAUGGCAGGAUAAAAAAGAGUGACGGGUCAUUUCGUGAUGUUACAGGGGACAUAGCAGCUGUUGAGGCUCUUGUUCGUAAGCUCUCUAGCAGAUCCACUGAGGAACGUAGGGUUGCAGUGGCUGAAAUACGGUCUUUAUCCAAGAGAAGUACAGACAAUAGAAUCUUGCUUGCUGAAGCCGGGGCUAUUCCAAUUCUUGUCAAUCUAUUAACAUGUGAGGAUGCUCAAAUUCAAGACAAUGCAGUGACUUCUAUUCUUAAUCUCUCCAUUUAUGAAAACAACAAGGGACUCAUAAUGCUUGCGAAUGCAAUCCCAUCGAUCGUUCAAGUCCUCAGAGCUGGAAGCAUGGAAGCUAAAGAGAAUGCAGCCGCCACCCUCUUCAGUCUGUCCCUGGCUGAUGAAAACAAAAUAAUAAUAGGUGCAUCGGGGGCGAUACCAGCUUUGGUGGAUUUGCUUCAGAAUGGAAGCUCAAGAGGGAAGAAAGAUGCUGCAACAGCAUUAUUUAAUCUGUGUAUAUACCAUGGAAACAAGGGACGUGCUGUCAGGGCCGGCAUCAUCACUGCACUACUGAAAAUGCUGACAGAUUCCAGCAGCUGUAUGGUCGAUGAAGCUCUGACAAUUCUGUCGGUCCUUGCCAGCCACCAAGAGGCUAAGUCGGCUAUCGUGAAAGCCAGCACGAUACCCGUGUUGAUAGACCUUCUGCGGACAGGUCUGCCUCGUAACAAGGAGAAUGCAUCCGCCAUUCUACUCUCGCUCUGCAAGCGAGAUCAUGAAAACCUUGCAUGCCUGAGUAGGCUUGGCGCGGUGAUACCCCUAACGGAGCUCGCCAAUACAGGCACGGAGAGGGCAAAGAGGAAGGCUAACUCGUUGUUGGAGACCCUUCGCAAGUCACAACAGGUCUAAUUACAGGUUUGUGACCUACCCUCGGAGACUUAUUAAUUGUUCUUACCGUGGAUUGAUUUAUCUGACAGCCAACCUUACAUGAGUUUUAGGAUGUGCAUGCAAAUGAAAGAGACGGCUUACGCAUGAGAAACCCAACAUAUUUCUCAUGCCUUCUUCCAUUUUUUUUAUUUACUUGAUUAAUUGUUGCAGUUUCCCAAAUGUACUGUGUUUAUUUUGUAAUUUAUGACUGAGAAAAAACUGAUUAUUGAUUUGAUAUCUGCUGAGAUCAACUGCUGAUCAAGUCUCUAAUUAAGGAGAUGAUAUGUUUAUGAACAUUGAUGUAAUAAAAAGGCAUUCGCAUAA
Salvia miltiorrhiza (redroot sage) is the source of this 2499-nucleotide messenger RNA. Its product is annotated as U-box domain-containing protein 11-like. The record is from RefSeq and is a predicted model, not a curated record. Gene Ontology annotation, cellular component: cytoplasm; nucleus. The transcript is spliced from 4 exons. The coding region runs from base 199 to 2157 and encodes 652 amino acids. Gene Ontology annotation, molecular function: ubiquitin-protein transferase activity; protein binding. NCBI's taxonomy places the organism in Eukaryota, Viridiplantae, Streptophyta, Magnoliopsida, Lamiales, Lamiaceae. Gene Ontology annotation, biological process: protein ubiquitination.